GUCUGGGAACGCGAGCGGGGAUGGUAGGUGGUUUGGACCCGCCGGGCCGCCGUCGUUUCCAGAAGGGGUUUGACUGGAGGAACCUCUGGAGCAACUCCUCCGUCCAGUCUUAGGACAGGCUCUGAGGUCCUUCGGCUCCAGGCUGUGUCACCUCGAGACGGCUCCACGCCGCGGGCUCCGGCUCGGAUGGACACUUCUUCCCGCGAAGACUGGAUUCCGGAGCCCUGGCGCGGCUUCCCGAGCGGCCCCUAGCCGGAGCCGGGCCUCCCGCUGCAGAUGCUUUCGGUGUGGGAUUUACCUGUUGUCACCUCUUUCCAGAACGAUUCGAGGGUUGGCUGACUCCUCUGGCUGAUGGCAUGUUGAGAUUCAAGGGCCAGUGGCAGCGAGGGCAUCUGAUCCAGAGGGGACCAGUCUAGAGUCCAGGCCACCAGUACCAUGGGCCAGUGUGUCACCAAGUGCAAGAAUCCCUCAUCAACCCUGGGCAGCAAGAAUGGAGACCGUGACCCCAGCAGCAAGUCACACAGCAAGCGAGGUGCAGGUCACCGUGAGGAACAGCCGCCAGCCUGUGGCAAGCCAGCGGGGGACAUCCUCGUCAAUGGGACCAAGAAGGCAGAGGCUGCCACUGAGGCCUGCCAGCUGCCAACGUCCUCAGGAGAUGCUGGGAGGGAGCCCAAGUCCAAUGCCGAGGAGUCUUCUUUGCAGAGGUUGGAAGAACUGUUCAGGCGCUACAAGGACGAGCGGGAGGAUGCAAUUUUGGAAGAAGGCAUGGAGCGCUUUUGCAAUGACCUAUGUGUGGACCCCACGGAAUUUCGAGUGCUGCUCUUGGCUUGGAAGUUCCAGGCUGCUACCAUGUGCAAAUUUACCAGGAAGGAGUUUUUUGAUGGCUGCAAAGCAAUAAGUGCAGACAGCAUUGAUGGGAUCUGUGCACGGUUCCCUAGCCUCUUAACAGAAGCCAAACAAGAGGACAAGUUCAAGGAUCUGUACCGGUUUACAUUUCAGUUUGGCCUGGACUCUGAAGAGGGGCAGCGGUCAUUGCAUCGGGAAAUAGCCAUUGCCCUGUGGAAGCUGGUCUUUACCCAGAACAACCCUCCAGUGUUGGACCAGUGGCUACACUUCCUAACAGAGAACCCCUCGGGGGUCAAGGGCAUCUCCCGGGACACUUGGAACAUGUUCCUUAACUUCACUCAGGUGAUUGGCCCCGACCUCAGCAACUACAGCGAAGAUGAGGCCUGGCCAAGUCUCUUUGAUACCUUUGUGGAGUGGGAGAUGGAGCGGAGGAAAAGAGAAGGGGCGGGGGGAGGUGCACUCAGCUCAGGGCCCUUGGGCUUGUGUCCCCAGGAGCGGGCUUAGUGCUCUGCUCCAGGGCUGCAGGGGUCUGCGCCGCCCUGGAGCCACCCGAGGAGCUGGACCUUUCUGGAGAUGACCGACGAUCCGGAUAUUUUCUACUUCACACCUUGCUCUGCCUUGUAUCUGAAAGGGCUCUAAAAUGCUGUAUCAUGUUUUAGGCACUUUCUUCACUUUUUGGUUAUUUUGGUUAUUUCUUUUUGGGGGGGCAUCCCCCAAAAUAUUUGAACCUGGCUACAUGUUAUGUAUCUUUUGUUUUUGUUGUUUGUUUUUUAAGCCUUCAGAUAGAAUAAGCCUGCCAUUUCUUGCACAAAUAGAUUUUUUUGUUGGGGGGAGGCGCAGAGCAGGAUAGGGAUGGGUGGUCAGGUUGAGCUCACAUUACAAACAUCAGUGCCAGGUCUCAGUUGUGCAUAUUGUUCUUCAGGGCAGGUCUGUACUGUGUAGUGCUGUUUACAUGGUUGAAUUGAGGUUGUAAUAAUUAUUUUUGAAGAUUUACACAGAGUUGAGUAGCAGUGUUAACUGUUAACCACGUUGCAUUAAUUCCCAGGUGAGUUAAAGCUCUUGGAGAGCCAGGGCCCGCCAAGAGUGUCUGUCGUCUGGUGACAGCCCCAUUAAGCUAGUUUAUCGGGAACCCUCUGUCCCGCAUUCUAGCUCCUCCCUUUGACCCACUGCAUUUCACGUUGAGCUCCUCCCCCAGCACGCGGCACCUGUCAGUCAAGUGAGCAGUGUUCUAGAUCACGUGCUAACAACCACUUAGGCAUUGACUGCAGAGAAAGCAGUGCUACCUCAGUUUUGCUGGAAGUAGAC
Molossus molossus (Pallas's mastiff bat) is the source of this 2151-nucleotide messenger RNA. RefSeq names its product defective in cullin neddylation 1 domain containing 3 (gene DCUN1D3). NCBI's taxonomy places the organism in Eukaryota, Metazoa, Chordata, Mammalia, Chiroptera, Molossidae. Bases 436 to 1350 code for a protein of 304 amino acids. Gene Ontology annotation, molecular function: ubiquitin-like protein binding; ubiquitin conjugating enzyme binding; cullin family protein binding. Gene Ontology annotation, biological process: positive regulation of ubiquitin-protein transferase activity; protein neddylation. The record is from RefSeq and is a predicted model, not a curated record. Gene Ontology annotation, cellular component: ubiquitin ligase complex. The transcript has 4 exons.